Messenger RNA from Pollicipes pollicipes, 174 nucleotides. Its product is annotated as pleckstrin homology domain-containing family G member 5. NCBI's taxonomy places the organism in Eukaryota, Metazoa, Arthropoda, Thecostraca, Pollicipedomorpha, Pollicipedidae. Gene Ontology annotation, biological process: endothelial cell migration; Rho protein signal transduction. Gene Ontology annotation, molecular function: guanyl-nucleotide exchange factor activity. The record is from RefSeq and is a predicted model, not a curated record. Gene Ontology annotation, cellular component: axon; endocytic vesicle; plasma membrane.
AAGCUCUUCUCAAACAUACAGGAGAUCUACGCCGCCAACAGACACUUCUGGCACGACCACGUCUUACGCAUGCUAACCAAAGCCAGGAAGUCGCGUCAGCCACUGGACAUCACGGAGAUGCGGGAGGGCUUGCUCAGUUCGUUGCGCAAUGAAAAGGCGUCGCCUUUGGCUUGA